Lytechinus pictus (painted urchin) is the source of this 2924-nucleotide messenger RNA. Its product is annotated as sialin-like. Bases 263 to 1849 code for a protein of 528 amino acids. Lineage: Eukaryota; Metazoa; Echinodermata; Echinoidea; Temnopleuroida; Toxopneustidae. Gene Ontology annotation, molecular function: transmembrane transporter activity. The transcript is spliced from 12 exons. Gene Ontology annotation, biological process: transmembrane transport; monoatomic anion transport. Gene Ontology annotation, cellular component: membrane. The record is from RefSeq and is a predicted model, not a curated record.
GCUUCUUACCAAAUUACACAUUUCAUAACGGGUUCAACUCAUUGUCCAUCUGCUCAAGAAAUGGAUGAAUCUUUUGAACAAAUUCAUACUAUUUGCAAAAUCGACAUUUCUCCAGAAAUACUUCGGGAUAUGGCAAAGGAGAAAAUAGCCUGGAAACAAUUUAACGACACCUAUUACUUGUAUAUAUCAUAGUUUGAGACCGUUGUCGUCACGUUUCGAGACCCGUCCAUUGAACAGGGGGAAGCGUAACGCUUGUAGAAAGAUGGUAUCACCAGAUCCAAAUCACGAGGACGUCAAUCGUCGAUCCGAUCACGGGUACAAUGACAAAGCAUCACUGGCGAGGAAUGAUCUCGACGAUGAUGACCAUGAACGGAGUAUAGAGCUCGGAGAAAAGAACCCGUUGUUGGCCGACAAGAAAAAACAAGGAAAAGGAGAAGGCAGAUGCUAUUUCCCAAAACGUUUCGAGCUACUCUUCCUUGCUUUCUUUGGCUCUUGUAUGAUGUUUGCAAUGCGCGCCAAUGUCAGUGUUACCAUUGCAGUGAUGACGAACGCCACUUUUACAACUCAACCAGAGGGGCAGAAUCACACAGUGGAAACGUGCUGGUCACCAAACACUACACAUGAAGAUGAAUAUGGGCAGGAAGGAGGGGAGUUCUUAUGGUCUAGUCACGAACAAGAGCUUGUUCUCGCAGGUUUUUUCUAUGGCUACACCGUCGCACAGAUACCCAGUGGCUGGCUGACGGAUAAGAUCGGAGGCACUCGGGUCUUCGGAAUAUCCAUGUUCCUUUCGGCAGCCGUUAGUCUGUUCAGCCCGAUUGCAGCCGAACUCGGCUCUUCGUACUUUCUCGCUGUCAGGGUCUUGUGUGGUAUCGGUGAGGCAGGUACUUACCCGGCGUUGGGAUCAAUGGUAGCACGUUGGUUUCCUCCGAAAGACUUCUCGGCAGCUUUUUCAAUUGCAAUAUCGAGUGGAAAAUUUGGGGCAUUCAUCGGGACUGUACUGUCCGGUCUUAUAUCCAGUUCAGAUUUGCUUGGUGGAUGGCCGUUGACGUAUUAUACUUUUGGUGGAUUUACGCUUUUGCUAGUUUUGGUAUGGAUUCUCCGUAUCUACGAGACCCCUGGUCGCCAUCCAAGGAUAUCAGCUCAAGAAAAGGAGUAUCUUUCAACAACAGUUAUCACGGAGAAGACGGAGAAGAUAUCCAUACCCUUUGUUGCUAUGUUCACAUCUAUUCCCGUUUGGGCCAUUAUCAUGACAUCUUUCGGUGCGUCGUGGACAAAUCAGUUGCUCUUCACAAAUCAACCCAUCUACCUCAAGCACGUUCAAGGAAUGGAUAUUGAACUGAUUGGUAUAACUGCUGCCAUCCCCUUUCUUGUCGAGUUCUCGUUUUUGGUACUGGGUGGCGUAAUCAGCAACAAGCUGAUAAGUAAGGAGAUCUUGAGUACAGGAGCUACAAGAAAAUUGGUAACCUUUAUCGGACUGACAAUUUCAGCAAUAUUUUACCUUCUCCUUGCGUUCGUCGGUUGCAACACCGCCCUCUCCGUUCUGUUCAUGAUAGGCGCAUGUGGCUUCAAUGGGGUCUGCAGUUCCGGCUACUACGUAAACCUGAUGGACAUAGCUCCGAGACUCGCAGGAAGUCUGAUUGGUUUGGUCAAUUCUGCAUCAGCACUUUCUGGAGGACUAAGUCCGAUUGUUGUUGGAGCUCUUACUCCUAACCAGUCUGACAUUUCGGGUUGGCAAACGGUCUUUCUUUCCUGCUUCGGAAUCAAUUUGCUGGCAUGUUUGAUAUUCAUGGUAUUGGGAAGUGGAAAAGAGCAGAACUGGGCCAAACAAACCGAAUAUGACAAAUUGUGAUUUUGGUUACAUUUAGGGAUUCAGCGAUUUUCCGUGCAGUCACAGAUUCUCUUAUCAUCUCGUGUAAAUCAAUUGAUAUUAUCAAAAAGAAAUUAGCCAGUCUUAAUUGUUAUGCGCUUAAUAAAUAUAAUAAUGAUAUUAUUAUUAUUAAAACAGGUAAACAUUUUAAUAAUAAUUUUUACUAACGAGUUGAUAUUCUUCUAUUAUAGAUCAUUUGCUCAUAAAGGAUUGAGAAGAGAGUUUUGGAAUAAAGAAAAUGAAAUAGUGGUACUUUUGAUGAAGAUUUUAUUUGGUUUACAAAAUAUAAACGGCGUUGUAUAGAUUUUUACAAUUCGAAUUUUUACGAUCUAACAUGGAAUAUUUCAUACCCAUCUUCGAUCCAUGAUGCAUAAUGUGCUAUAUAGAAAUGUAUACUUCCGACAUGGUAGUCCACACUCAGCACCCUUUAGAAAAAUGCUGUGAUCUUUGAUUGAUUGUGUUAUAUUUUUUGUUUCGGAAAUUUCUAUCAUUUUUUUUCACAAUGGAAGGAAAAUAGCAGUUCAAACUAAAAUUUUUAAAAAAGCUUAAAAUCACUACCAACAUGACGAGUGUCUUUUAAUAAUAAGAGUCUGUGUCACUGUUUGAAUAUUUUUUUAUUCAUGUUCCUUGUAUAAGUUGCAGUAGUUUUAACCUAUAUAUUGUACCGUGUUCAAUGUCAAUUACGCUGCAGGUAAAACAAAAAUCGACAAAGAGCAUUGUCUUAGGAGUUUACUUAUUAGCUAUAGGACAUGUUGGACAUGCUGACUUUGUUGUUGUUUCUCGGUUGAAAAAACAACAACUAUUCAUUAGGCUAUAUCUUGGAAUACUGUUUCAUUCUAUUACAUCACCUUGUCACUUUUUUUAAGAAACUAUAGGAGAGAAGUAUGAUUUACUUUCAGAAGUAUAAUAGCGCCGUAUCAAUAGUUAAUAUAAUUUUUAAUCACUGGUGUGGCUAGGGGGUACAGGCGGAUAAAAAGGGGAGGGAGAAAAACAAGCAAUCUACCUUGUAUCAAUAUCCUUACCCCUCCCUUCGAAUAAAAGUAAAAUAUAAGGGUGU